AUUUAAUCCCUUAACAUUUAUUUUAUUAUUUCCAGCAUUAAUUAAUCAAUAUAUAUUAAAUUCAUAUAAAAAUGCAAUAAAUUUACUUCAGUACUUUAAAUCCUUCGAAUUGCGGAUGCCAGUGACGAACCCCACGUGUAUGCAUACGAAAGAUUGAUGCAAAAAAUGCACGUCAAAUCGUCGAACGCAACCAAGACAUAUAGAUUUUCAUAAAUUUAUUAUUGCCAUUUAUUAUUGUGAGCAACGAUAAAAACGAAUUUUACAGAACGAUCGUACGGUUGCCACGUUGACGGAAACAGACGGCGCGGCGUCUGUUUUCGUGGAUGUGUCGGCUAAUGCUCGAAACAUUCGGGUGCCAUCGCGGCGAUCCCAAGCGGCAAUGAGUUAUGUGUGCCACGUGCGUGUUCUCAUACCUUUAUUACCGCAGCAUCGCGCGAGAUAACGCACAAAGGGCGCGUCGCGCAGCGUGACUCGUCUCGCGUUCUACUAAAUUUGCCACCGCGCGAACUAAAAAGAAAAGAACAAAGAAAUCUUCCAAAAGCACUCAUGUGUGUGUGUGUGUGUGUGUGUGUGUGUGUGUGUGCGUGCGUGUGUACGUACACGUACGUAACGAGAACAAAACGGGCGGAACGCAUACCUGCCCCGAGCUAAUGACGCUCGAUCAAUAGCGGAAAGAGAACGAUGUUUUUCCAUUUAAUUAACCCGUACCGGUUUCCCAGGUAUCAUAAAACUGUAAAUAAUAUAUGCGACCUGUUUCCGGUAACAGAUGUGAACGGGCCGUCUGUCGCGUUAAGCGGCUCGUCUAAACUAGUAAUGAAUACUAAGGAGAGAUCAGAAAGCAUCGGUUGCUGCUGCUAAUAAUAAUUCCGUUGUAAAACGACUGAUCGUCGUCGUUAUGCGGUUUUUUUUCUCGGAUGCUUCUAAUAAACAUUCGAGGUAACUCCUAAUAACGUGAAUGUUACAGAUGAACAAUUCGUUUCUAUAUUACGUUUCAUAAGAAAUAUUUAUUAUUUAAACGAAAUAGAAUUUUAACUUUCUUUUCGAUCGUUCAAUCCGGCAAAUGGUUUUCGCAGUGAUUUACGUAACGAUCGGGGCAAUUUUCUUUGAGACGAAAUCCCGACAUUCAGGACGAUCUAUAUUUUCCGUGCCAUUUGACAAGGAAACCGUGAAAUACGUACUCCACGGCCACCGCCUCUCUGCCGGCUGCCGAAGCUCAACGGGUCCCGGAUUACUUGAGGAUUACGCGGGGAUGUUCAUCCGAGCUGAUUUACAAGGUCGACUCGGCGUGCCGGUCGGCACAGACCGGAGUGGUCUCGUUCCAGAAGAUGCAUCACGGUCCUCGAUAGAAAUGUUACACAAUGAAAACGGGAGAGUCUACGCAAUGGAAACCAAAAGUGCUCUUAUGCCUAUUGUACUUACAACGCCGAGGGAAAUAUUUUGGCGUGCACCGAAUGCCCGAACUCAUUUUUCAAUUCGACGACGAAGAUGACGAGCCAGCAACGAAUGUAAUCUCGGUAAUUCCGAUCUUUGCGAGGCAGAUAAAAUAUUUAUGUAUUAAUAAAUUUGUUUGAAUAAAUAAUUUCGAGUUGGAUCUUUCGUUUCAUCUCUCAUGCGUCCGGCAGCUUCCGAUCGAACGAUAAUUUCUCAAGAGUGUCAUUUUCCGAGCCAGGCCGCGAGAAACGUCGGUGUACAAAUAAUUCGGAUGAUAAACGAAUUAACUCGAAAUGGGAUGAUGAAAGGCACAUUUAGGGCGGCAGGAGCCCUCGGGUUCUGCCUUAAUGCGAGGGCUGAUGUAGCAGAACGUUUGACCCCUCGCCUCACCAACGCAAGACAGGAGAGCGAAACGGGGAGAGCGAGACGGAGAGAGAUCGCGAGUACGACACACGUGCUCGGCUCAUGAAUCAAGUCGUAUUAGCGAGAGAGAAGUAGGGACCGCCGGGUACCAAUCUACCACUCCAACUUGGAGUAGAUUGGAUUCUCGAGCUUUAUUCGAUUAUCCACGAACGAGAGGAGCACGAAUUGAACGUGGCGCGACUCUCUGGCAUAACCCGCCGUUUCGCUCCGCAGCUUUUGGCAGUCGGAGCAUAAACAAUGAGUUGGACAGUGAUGGACGGCGUAAUGAAGUAAAUGAGAUAAAAGGUACUACUAUUUUGUCCAGUAUUCAAUAAAAUAAAAAAUUGCACCCCCGAUUAGAAACGAGAUUAAAUCAAGAUAAGCUCUUUGAAAAAAAAAACCAAUGUUAUAAUAAAAGAUUUUUCACGGUAAUGUUGCAAAAAUUAAUAGAAAAAUCCAUCACAAAGUACUGCAUAUAUAUCGAUAGCAACGUUUAUUUUCUGUUCUAUUACAAAGGGUUGAAACGAUCAGACGAGCGAAGAACGAUGGUGGCCAAAGAUAUAAAGGUCUAAUCGGUAAAAUCUUGCGAUGUAUCCGCCUGGCCGAUCAGUAUUCUUCAGUGGAUAUUUGUGUUGUAGCGUGAGUUUUUACGAUUGUGUUAUAAAAGGGAGGAUCCAGUAUCUCGUGUUUGUAAGCUAUUUUUCGGCGCGCACACCUGCCCCUACGGCGUAUGUAUUGUGCGUGCGUAUCAUCAAGACUAAAGCUCCAUAUUUGCGUUUGGCAACGCGUUUAUACGAACAGGAAGCGACAUCACCUUUCAUGCCAGCGUCCAAUAUUCAAAUGGUCCUUUCAACAGAACGUUAUCGUAUCUAUUCAUUUGGUUAUACUCGAAAUUAUCAUGCUGCGGAAUCACGCGAGCUGCUGUUCAUCCGUUUGCUCGAAUAUAUGUUCCGGCUACUGAUAUAACAUGAAAAUUAGGGCUACUGAUUUAAAUGUACACGGAAAGAACAACGGUUUCGUUAAAAUAUCUAAAAGUUACAGCUAGAUUACAGGUUUAAAAAUAAUUUUAUCAGAUUAUCAAAAUAUUUAUUGCAGGACGAUUACAAGUCGAUUGCUAGAAUGUUGAAACUAUUUGCAGUGUUGCUCAUCAUUCGCGAGCAACGUAUAUAAUUAUUUUAUGGUUUAACAAAAUUAUAUAUUUUCAAAUUUGUAUUUAACUAAAUUUUUAGAUACUUUAGAAAUUCUAGUUUGUGCUGUUGCUUAGUAUAAUAUUUAAUUGUAAAAAAAAGUUUUGAAUAUGAUUUAAAAAGAAAUAAAAUUAUUAGUUUUUACUAAAUAAAAAUAUUAAAUUUCAAGCAUUAAUAGUCCUAGUAGUGAUAAGAGUAAUACUUUUGUUCUAGUUUAAUGAAAAAUGUUCACAUAAACAUUUCUCAAAACGUUUUCCAUGAAAGUCAGGUUGAGAUGGCUAAAUAGAAAUAUUGCCGAAAAUCGAAGUAUCACUAAUAAUGGAAUGUCAUAGGGUUUCUUAUCGCCACCCAUCGAUAGGAGCGACGGUACCACAAGCUGCAGGAGGAACAGUGGAGGAGGAACGACAGGAGGCGUGGUAACAACGCGCACGCUCCACGUGACCCUGUCGUUUAGAAGGCGGGACUUUCAGCAACGGAGCACACAACUACAACAAGCAGUAGAACCAGCCGGUGGUCAGCGACGUUCUCUCUGUCGUCGCGCGCGCGGGACACCUCGAGCCGCGCUCGUUGCACGUACAACACCUGCCGCGCGAUUAGGCACGCACGAUUCGUCCAUCCGUAACCCGUUCCGGCGACCUUUUUUUUUUUUAAGACUGCAAAUUUUGUGCAGUGCCUUCCUCCCGACCCGAAAAUCAGGCCGACGUCAUAGCGCGAUCGCGCGGGUGCCGUCGAAAUCAUGCACGAGAAAACGAUUGACGAUAACAACAACGACACCAAUAGCAUGUCGAUCCGUGAGUGAAUAUGCGCACGGGAGAAUGAAACUCGUCCGUUCGAAGCGGGAGAGCAUCCUCAGGAUCAUCGAGAACAGACAAUCUCGUCGAGAUGUUGGUGCCGCAGGACAUAAUGGGUGGCCCGUCGAAGAUGCUGUACCAGAUGAACAAGUACUACGCCGAGCGGGUACAGGCUCGUAUGGGCCAGGUGCAGAAGACCAUACGGGAGGUGUGCAAGGUCGUGCAGGACGUACUCAAGGAAGUCGAGGUGCAGGAGCCACGCUUCAUCUCCUCGCUGACCGAAUGCAACGGCCGCUACGAGGGCCUCGAGGUGAUCUCGCCGGGUGAAUUCGAGGUGGUCCUCUACCUGAAUCAGAUGGGUGUUUUUAACUUCGUCGACGACGGCACCCUACCGGGCUGCGCCGUGCUGAAGCUCAGCGACGGGCGCAAGAGGUCCAUGUCCCUCUGGGUGGAAUUCAUUACCGCGUCCGGUUACUUAUCGGCCAGGAAAAUACGCUCGAGAUUUCAGACUCUGGUGGCGCAGGCCUGCGACAAGUGCAACUACAGGGACUCGGUGAAGAUGAUCGCCGACACCACCGAGGUGAAGCUGCGGAUACGAGAGCGGUACGUCGUGCAGAUCACGCCGGCAUUCAAGUGCUCCGGCGUGUGGCCGCGAUCGGCCGCUCAUUGGCCGAUACCGCAUAUACCCUGGCCGCAUCCUAACCUGGUGGCGGAAGUCAAGACGGAGGGUUUCGAUCUGCUAUCGAAGGAGAGUGUCGCGCUUCAGGGCAAGCAAUCGGCGAUGGAGGGCGACGCCUGGGUACUGUCCUUCACGGAAGCAGAAACCAGACUGCUGCAGGGCGGCUGUCGCCGAAAGUGUCUCAGCAUACUGAAAACCAUGAGGGACCGGCAUCUCGAUCUACCUGGGAAUCCAGUCACUAGCUACCACAUGAAGACCCUGUUGCUGCACGAGUGCGAGAAACAUCCCCUCGAGACCGAAUGGGACGAGGGAUGUUUGGCUGAUCGUAUCAAUGGCAUUUUUCUGCAGUUAAUAUCUUGUCUACAGUGUCGGCGGUGUCCACACUAUUUCCUGCCGAAUCUCGAUCUCUUUAAGGGAAAGUCACCUAGCGGUCUGGAAAAUGCCGCGAAGCAAGUCUGGAGACUUACGAGGGAGCUGCUCACGAAUAGUCGCGCGCUGGAGAAGCUUUAGCGACCUUCUGCUCGUUACAAAAAAUAUGAAAAAACGCGCGAUGGGCGAAGGGGAGCGCAACAAUAACACGAAAAUUUUAAGAACGUUACUACCGCAUGGUAUUACGUGCUUCUCCGAUACUACACGCGAACAGUAUUGUAAUUACUGUUAUUACUUAAUACACGCUUGUACCAAGGGCUUGGUGCAUUGUUACAAAUGACUCUCGACACGUAAGCCAUCUUUAGUCAUACUUGUUUCCAUUAAUAAGAAUCGCGAUUCAACGAGCAAUAAUGAUCGUCGGAUAGAUAACUCUGACUUUUCAUUCCUUUUUUUAACAUUCAAAUAGUCGCAUGGAAAUCAAAUAACCAUAUAUAAAAAUGUAACCAUAAUUCUUGUUAUAUCUCUACAUAGUUAUUGUAUUUGAAUUAGUAAAAUCGAUUAUAGAUAUAUGUUAUGGUCAAAAACAACAAUUUUGACCAUUAAAAAGAAUAAAAACAAGUUUCGUAAAUUUCACAAAUAUAUCUCUUCAUUGUCUAAUACUCUAAUGGAUUGUAAUAAUUGUAAUUUGAAAUGUAGUUCGAAAUCGAAGUACAUGCGUCUGAGUAGAUAAAAAUAAAAUUUACACAAGCUUAAUUAGAAAAAGCAAAAAAUAUAUAAUAAAUAUAUGAUAAAUAUACUAUCUAAAUAUAUUGCAAUAUAUAUAUAAUCGAAUAAUUUUUAUAAUUACGUUCUAAUUAAUUAAUUUUCUUAUGAUUGAUAUAUCCAAUGUUUUAUUUCAAACAAUAUAAAUUGCUGUAAAAUAAGCAAUGUCACGACAAUUAAACGUAAAAUAUGAUACCCAUGCGACUAGUUAAGUGCUAAGUACAUCUCGAUAGCAUAUCCCGAUAGUUACUGUAAAA
Messenger RNA from Monomorium pharaonis (pharaoh ant), 5878 nucleotides. Its product is annotated as protein mab-21. The transcript has a single exon. The record is from RefSeq and is a predicted model, not a curated record. NCBI's taxonomy places the organism in Eukaryota, Metazoa, Arthropoda, Insecta, Hymenoptera, Formicidae. The coding region runs from base 3903 to 5000 and encodes 365 amino acids.